Knipowitschia caucasica is the source of this 876-nucleotide messenger RNA. The record is from the annotation of a GenBank genome assembly. Lineage: Eukaryota; Metazoa; Chordata; Actinopteri; Gobiiformes; Gobiidae.
AUGAGCUCUGCUAAGAGGAGGAAAACGUACGCUUUUCACGAGGAGUGGGAAACGGACUUUUUAUUCACAAAUGUCAACGAUAAAUGCGUUUGUCUGAUCUGUGGGUUCAGUGUGGCUGUUGGUAAACGAUGCAACGUUCAGCGCCAUUUCGUCUCAGUCCACGGUAACUUUUCACACGAGUUUCCCACGGGGAGCAACCUACGAAAAGAAAAGUGUGACGAGUCGGUGGACGCGAGUGACACCGCGCAGCUGGCUCUUUUCGUGCGUAUGGUGUUUGAGGACUUCUCCACCAAAGAGGAGUUUUUGACCUUGCUUCCACUAAAAACCUCCACCAGGGGAAUAGACAUCUACAACGUCGUAAAAGGAUAUGUGGUGGAUAAAAAGUUCCCUAUUAGAAAGCUGGUGUCCAUAACGAGUGAUGGAGCCCCUGCUAUGACUGGCCGCCACAACGGAUUUAUUGCGCAUUGCAAAGCGGACCCGGACUUUCCCAAGUUUUUGAACUACCACUAUAAUCAACUCCAUUCGACCAAAGGCAAAGCAACAUCGGAGCUUCAAAUUGUUCCUGGAGGAAUGCGCCGCGGAUCACGGGGAUCUUCUCCUUCAUACGGACAUCAGGUGGUUAAGUCGCGGUCUCUGCUCUAUGCUCUGGCUCCAGUGUGCAUCAAAAAGGCCGCAGAGCGUUCAUCCAACAUGCUGCAUCGAUUCACACAGAGCCACAGCGACCGGGGGAAGGGCCUCCAGACAGCUGGCCUAAUGCGCACUGACACUGGGACGUCCCGACAGAUCACAGGGACAGAGACUUCACCGGGACAGAGACCAACUCCUCCUGAACCGGGACAAAACGAAGCCAGAUCGUGUUUCUGUGCAAGAGGAUAG